AUGGCGUCGACGGCGGCGGCGGCGGCGACGGCGACGGCGACCCUGUCCAAGAUCUGGCCGAGCUCCUUCUCCACCUCAAGCUCCCAUUCCCGCCUUCUAUGUCCUCCCAAUCGAAUCCCCUUCCCUGCUCUUCUGCAUCCCUCCUCCCCUCUCCUCCCGCGGACCACCACCAUCACCAGCGUCCUCCACUCCGACUCCCCCAAGCCCGUCGCCCCUCCCGCCGCGGACCCCACCGUGCGCCACUACGCCGCCGGCGAGCCGCGCAAAGGCGCGGACAUCCUCGUAGAGGCGCUCGAGCGGGAGGGCGUCACCGACGUCUUCGCCUACCCCGGGGGAGCCUCCAUGGAGAUCCACCAGGCCCUCACCCGAUCACCUACCAUCGUCAACCACCUCUUCCGCCACGAACAGGGGGAGAUCUUCGCCGCCGAGGGCUACGCCCGCUCCACCGGCCGCCCCGGCGUCUGCAUCGCCACCUCCGGCCCCGGCGCCACCAAUCUCGUCAGCGGCCUCGCCGACGCCUUACUGGACAGCGUCCCCCUCGUGGCCAUCACCGGGCAGGUUCCACGAAGAAUGAUCGGCACUGAUGCCUUCCAGGAGACUCCGAUCGUGGAGGUCACCCGCUCCAUUACCAAGCACAACUACCUGGUGCUGAAUGUGGACGACAUACCUCGCGUGGUCCGCGAGGCCUUCUUCCUGGCCAGCUCUGGACGGCCUGGCCCCGUUCUGAUCGACAUCCCCAAGGACAUCCAGCAGCAGCUUGCCAUUCCUGUAUGGGACCAGCCUAUGCGCCUCCAUGGGUAUGUCUCUCGCCUCCCGAAGCCUCCCCAACGCGACCACCUGGAGCAGAUCCUCCGCCUUCUCUCCGAGUCGAAGAAGCCUGUCCUCUACGUCGGCGGCGGCUGCGUGAACUCCUCCGAGGAGCUGAGGCGCUUCGUGGAGCUCACGGGCAUCCCCGUCGCCAGCACCCUGAUGGGACUCGGCGUGUACCCUACGUCGGACGACCUCUCGCUGAAGAUGCUGGGCAUGCACGGGACGGUGUACGCUAAUUACGCCAUCGACGGAUCAGAUCUCCUGCUUGCCUUCGGCGUGAGGUUUGACGAUCGAGUCACAGGGAAGGUGGAGGCGUUCGCCAGCCGAUCCAAAAUCGUGCACAUCGAUAUCGACCCUGCAGAGAUCGGGAAGAACAAGCAACCCCAUGUCUCCAUCUGUGGCGAUGUGAAGCUGGCGCUCCAAGGCCUGAACGAAUUGUUGGAAGAGAGUGGAUCUCACCGGAAGCUCGACUUCUCCGCCUGGAGGGAGGAGCUCGACCACCAGAAGGCCAAGUACCCUCUGGACUUCAAGACCUUUGGAGACUUGAUCCCUCCUCAGUACGCCAUUCAGCAAUUGGACGAGUUGACAAACGGCGAGGCCAUCAUCGCCACCGGCGUUGGGCAGCACCAGAUGUGGGCAGCCCAGUGGUACACCUACAAGAGGCCUCGUCAGUGGCUCUCAUCCGCCGGCUUGGGCGCUAUGGGCUUCGGGUUGCCUGCCAUAGCUGGUGCCGCUGUUGGGAAUCCUGGCGCAGUCGUUGUGGACAUUGAUGGAGAUGGAAGCUUCCUCAUGAACAUUCAAGAAUUGGCCAUGAUACGGGUGGAGAACCUCCCGAUCAAGAUCAUGGUGCUGAACAACCAGCACUUGGGCAUGGUGGUCCAGUGGGAGGACCGAUUCUACAAGGCCAAUCGGGCGCAUACCUAUCUUGGGAAUCCCCAGAAUGAAUCCGAGAUCUUUCCCGACUUCGUGACCCUUGCCAAAGGGUUCAGCAUACCUGCUGCAAGGGUGACAAAGAAGGGACAAGUCAGAGAGGCCAUUAGAAAGAUGCUGGAGACCCCAGGGCCGUACCUGCUGGACAUAAUUGUGCCUCACCAGGAACAUGUGCUACCCAUGAUUCCGAGUGGUGGCGCCUUUAAAGAUGUGAUCAUUGAAGGAGAUGGAAGGACUUCCUACUGA
This is a messenger RNA of Spirodela intermedia, 1986 nucleotides long. The record is from the annotation of a GenBank genome assembly. Lineage: Eukaryota; Viridiplantae; Streptophyta; Magnoliopsida; Alismatales; Araceae.